GUGGCAGAGAUACUCCUGGAGCGCGGGCAGACGGUGUCCGUUGCCGAGGCGUGCACCAACGGCCUGCUCGGCUAUACGCUGGGCACCAUCCCGGGCGCGUCCCGGUUCUUCCCGGGCGGCAUCGUCGCCUACACCGGGGGCCUGAAGGAGAAGAUUCUCGGGGUGCCCGACGAGCUAUACGAGACCGCCGGCAGCGUCAGCCGGGAGAUGGCCAUCGCCAUGGCCCGGGGCGCGUUGGAACUGACGGGUACGGACUUUGCCCUGUCGACCACCGGCGUCACCGGCCCGGCCGCGGGGCGCAGCGGACUGCCCAUCGGCACCUUCUGGAUCGGCCUGGCCGUCAAGGAUGGUGAAGACGCCGCCCUCGAGAUCCGCGUGGGCGGCGACCGCGACGCCACCAAACACGGCGCGGUGCAGGCCGCCAUCGACCUGCUGGGCCGGGAGCUGAGCGGGUAG
Geodia barretti is the source of this 456-nucleotide messenger RNA. The record is from the annotation of a GenBank genome assembly. Lineage: Eukaryota; Metazoa; Porifera; Demospongiae; Tetractinellida; Geodiidae.